Messenger RNA from Homarus americanus (American lobster), 1401 nucleotides. Its product is annotated as protein starmaker-like. The record is from RefSeq and is a predicted model, not a curated record. NCBI's taxonomy places the organism in Eukaryota, Metazoa, Arthropoda, Malacostraca, Decapoda, Nephropidae. Bases 1 to 1401 code for a protein of 466 amino acids. The transcript is spliced from 2 exons.
AUGAGAAACAGUAAAGCAGAAGAUGAUGACAGUGCAGCUGAAGAUGACAGUGUAGCAGAAGAUGACAGUGUAGCAGAAGAUGAUGACAGUGUAGCAGAAUAUGAUGACAGAGUAGCAGAAGGCGAAAAUUUUGGAGGUGAAAGUGUAGCAGAAGGUGACAGUGUCGCAGAAGGUGACAGUGUAAUAGAAGAUGGUGCCAUUGUAUAUGAAUGUGAUGACAGUGUAGCAGACGAUGAUGACAGUGUAGCAGAAGGUGAUAAUGUAGCAGAAGGUGAUAGUGUAGCAGAAGAUGGUGACAGUGUAGGAGAACAUGAUGACAGUGUAGCAGAUGAUGGCAGUGUAGCAGAAAAUGAUGACAGAGUAGCAGAAGAUGAUGACAGUGUAGCAGAAGAUGAUGACAGUGUAUCAUAUGAUAGCAGUGUAGCAGAAGAUGAUGACAGUGAAGCAGAAGAUUAUGACAGUGUAGCAGAUAAUGGCAGUGUAGGAGAAAAUGAUGAGAGAGUAGCAGAAGAUGAUGACAGUGUAGCAGAAGAUGAUUACAGUGUAGCAGAUGAUAGCAGUGUAGCACAAGAUGAUGACAGUGUAGCAGAUGAUGGCAGUGUAACAGAGGAUGAUGACAGUGUAGCAGAGGAUAACGAGAGUGAAGCAGAAGAUUAUGACAGUGUAGCAGAAGAUGAUGACAGUGUAGGAGAAGAUGUUGACAGCAUAGCAGAUGAUGACAGUGUAGAAAAAGAUAAUGACAGUGCAGCAGAAGAUGAUGACAAUGUAGCAAAAGAUAAUGACAGUGUAGCAGAUGAUGGUGACAGUGUAGCAGAAGAUGAUGACAGUGUAGCAGAAUAUGAUGACAGAGUAGAAGGCGAAAAUGUAGGAGGUAACAGUGUAGCAGAAGGUGACAGUGCAGCAGAAGGAGGUGGUGACAGUGUAGCAGAAGAUGGUGACGUUGUAGCAGAAGAUGAUGGCAGUGUAGAAGAAAAUGAUGACAGUGUAGCAGAAGAUGAUGACAGUAUAGCAGAAGAUAAUGACAGUGUAGCAGAUGAUGGCAGUGUAGCAGAAGAUGAUGACAGUGUAGCAGAAGAUGAGGAUAAUGUAGCAGAAGAUGAUGACAGUGUAGCAGAUGAUGACAGUGUAGCAGAAGAUAGUGACGUUGUAGCAGAAGAUGAUGGCAAUGUAGCAGAAAAUGAUGACAGUGUAGCAGAAGAUGAUGACAGUGUAGUAGAAAAUGAUGGCAGUGCAGCAGAAGAUGAUGACAGUGUAGCAGAAGAUGAUGACAGUGUAGCAGAUGAUGACAGUGUAGCAGAAGAUGGUGACGUUGUAGCAGAAGAUGAUGGCAGUGUAGCAGAAAAUGAUCACAGUGUAGCAGAAGACGAUGACAGUGUAGCAGAAGAUGAUGACAGUGGGUAA